Molecule: messenger RNA, 1942 nt
Organism: Trichobilharzia szidati
Lineage: Eukaryota; Metazoa; Platyhelminthes; Trematoda; Strigeidida; Schistosomatidae
Source: the annotation of a GenBank genome assembly
AUAUCACAGACAUACAGCAAAAAUAUUAGUUCCGAAUAGAGCAAUAUUGGUUAUUUCAAAUUUGGAGCCAAAUUACAAAUUUAAACAAUCUCAGACUCAUCAGUCCAAAAAUAUAAUCAAGUGCGAAAAGUCAAAAUGUGCUUGUAAUCGUAACCAAACACGGUAGCGGGUCACCUGAUUUAUUACCGUACACAAUGGCUGCUAUUGUGAGUGACUUAGCACAAUUUUGCUUGCUUCAAACGCAUAUAUGAUUUAUCUAAUUACUUGCUCUUCACUUUAGGAGGUUGAAUCUUAUCCUCGCCGGUCACCAAAGUAUUUGUCUGGUGAACCGUCUAGGAAAGUUAAACGGGAAUCAGAGAAAGGAAUACAAGAACUUCUUCCAACACCCACUGAUGGAAUAAAAAACUAUUAUAUGAACAAAAUUGAUGAGCACCAGUUUAUUUACACCGAAAAAGUAUUGAAUCUCCGGAGGUUAGAGGCUCAACGAAAUGAGUUGAAUGCCAAAGUUCGCAUGCUUCGGGAAGAGCUACAACUGUUGCAAGAACAGGGUUCAUUUGUUGGAGAGGUCAUUAAAGCAAUGGACAAGAAGAAAGUUCUUGUGAAGGUUCAGCCUGAGGGGAAAUAUGUUGUAGAUAUUGACAAAAAUAUCGAGAUGUCUCAGAUAUCACCCAAUUGCCGGGUCGCUUUACGAAGUGACAGUUACACGUUGCACAAGAUUCUGCCCAGCAAAGUGGACCCCCUAGUCUCAUUGAUGAUGGUAGAAAAGGUCCCAGACUCCACCUAUGAAAUGAUUGGUGGUUUAGACAAGCAAAUUAAAGAAAUAAAAGAAGUUAUUGAACUACCUGUGAAACACCCUGAGCUUUUUGAUGCUCUCGGAAUAGCACAGCCUAAAGGUGUUUUGUUAUAUGGACCUCCUGGUACAGGCAAGACUUUGCUGGCGCGUGCCGUCGCUCAUCAUACAGAAUGUACAUUCAUACGUGUCAGUGGUUCUGAACUCGUCCAGAAAUUCAUUGGUGAAGGUGCGAGAAUGGUUCGCGAGUUAUUCGUCAUGGCACGAGAACAUGCUCCUUCUAUUAUUUUCAUGGACGAAGUUGACUCAAUUGGAUCUACCAGAUUAGAAAGUGGUACAGGUGGUGACAGUGAAGUUCAGCGUACUAUGUUGGAGCUUCUCAAUCAGUUAGAUGGAUUUGAACCAAAACAGAACAUUAAGGUUAUCAUGGCCACCAAUCGUAUUGAUAUACUUGAUUCAGCCCUCCUGAGGCCUGGAAGAAUUGAUAGAAAAAUCGAAUUUCCUGCUCCAAAUGAGGAGGCUCGAUUAGACAUCUUAAAAAUUCAUUCUCGAAAGAUGAACCUAACAAGAGACAUUGAUUUACGUAAACUAGCAGAAUCAAUGCCUGGUGCCAGUGGUGCAGAAGUUAAAGGAGUUUGUACAGAAGCUGGAAUGUAUGCUUUACGAGAACGCCGAGUUCAUGUCACUCAAGAAGACUUCGAGUUGGCUGUUGCUAAGGUAAUGCAAAAAGAUUCAGAGAGGAAUGUAUCUAUCAAGAAACUAUGGAAAUAAGUGCUUUCAAUCCAUUUAUUUUCUAAUGCAAGACCAAACAUAUAUAGUACCCCUUUUUUGCCUUUGUAAAAACGAUGUCACUAUAAUCCCUUUUUUCCAUUCAUUCUUUAACCAUCUACUGUCAAUAGAAAGUUGGAACUAAUAUUCUCCACUUAUUAUGUCAAAUGCGCCUAUAAAAAUGCUUUAUUUUGAUGAAGACGACGAUACUUCUUGUGAUUAACGGUUGAGUAGGCCGAUUCUUAUGCGAUAAACAAGUUGUGUACACAACGUAGCUGUGUGUGUGUAAACCAAGUGUUCCUUCUCAUAUGCUCUAUUGAAGCAUAAUGUAUUGUAUUUUUUCUUUCGGUUUCUGCUGUUUUUAGUACAUUAUGGACAGUAUCA